CUUGCAAACUUGUGGAUCUCUCCCCUUUCGUUUGUGGUUUGAUAGUUGAGGCUUACAGACCAUGACCAAUGGUCCUAGAUCUUGUAGAGAGUUAGAGACUAAUCUCUUAACCUCUUCAAUGUAGCUGCCUUUGGUUCUGAUCCAUGGCCUUUCUGUAAGAUUUCUUCAUGUAAUAAAUAUUGAUCCAAGAGCCCUACCUAAACAAACCCACAAAAAGGAGGGUUUUUUUUUUUUGGAGUGAGUGUGAGAGAUGGGUAAAGGACACAAACACCUCUUAAAGUUUCAUCCACAGUUAUCACACCAUCACCAUGGGAAGAAGGAUCAGAAGACCAUCAUCCCAAAGGGGUACCUAGCGAUCAUGGUGGGUCAAGGAGAAGAGCAGGAGAGGUUUGUAAUCCCUCUCAUCUACAUCAACCAUCCACUCUUCAGCCAGUUGCUCAAGGAAGCCGAACAGGAGUAUGGGUUCAACCAGGAGGGCAACAUCACCAUCCCCUGUCAGGUGGAGGAAUUUCGGUACGUACAAGGUAUCAUAGACAAAGAGAAGUUCAGUCAGCACCACCACCGCCGCCGCCGGCAGCAGCUGUGGUACCGUUCUUAUUUUCGUCUUCCUGUGGUCGGGUGUUUCAGGGCUUGAAGGUGCUGAUUCGUUCAUGAGCUUAUCCUUUUUAUCUUAAACGGGUCUUCCAGUCUGAGCUUUGCAACCCGCUAUAUUAGGACGUGCAUGAUAAAAUAAAUUGGAUUGGACGGCUUUGUAUA
Macadamia integrifolia is the source of this 756-nucleotide messenger RNA. Its product is annotated as auxin-responsive protein SAUR32-like. Bases 251 to 634 code for a protein of 127 amino acids. The record is from RefSeq and is a predicted model, not a curated record. Gene Ontology annotation, biological process: response to auxin. NCBI's taxonomy places the organism in Eukaryota, Viridiplantae, Streptophyta, Magnoliopsida, Proteales, Proteaceae. The transcript has a single exon.